This is a messenger RNA of Spirodela intermedia, 3516 nucleotides long. The record is from the annotation of a GenBank genome assembly. NCBI's taxonomy places the organism in Eukaryota, Viridiplantae, Streptophyta, Magnoliopsida, Alismatales, Araceae.
AUGGCGUCGGGCUGGGGGAUCACGGGGAACAAAGGCCGGUGCUACGACUUCUGGACGGACUUCAGCGAGUGCAUGUCGAAGUGCAGGGAGCCCAAGGAUUGCUCCCUCCUCCGCGAAGACUAUCUAGAGUGUCUCCACCACGCCAAGGAGGUGAGGCAUUCACUAUCAUCCCUCUUGCCUCGAUUCAUCUUCCCCGACGCCUCUGCUCCCUUCACCAGUGGUCAUUGUUUCUGAUUCAUGCUGGUGAUGGUCGAUGAUCGCUCAUUUUGCGGAGAGCUCUGGCGUUUGGUCAGGAAGCUUUGUUGGUGUCGUAUUUUGUGCCCUAGUGGGAUGAGGGGCAUUGAUUGGGUACUAAUUGAUGAGAGUUUAUUGUAAACCCGCUGCACCCUUCCCGAUCUUACAGUGGUUCUUCUGUAAGAGUUUAAAACGUUCGACUGCGGCAAUGCCAGUGUUCGAGAACGAGCAGAUGAAUCAUCUAUCAAAUAUUUUUCUAUUUUUGUUUAAAUCUACCGUACACAUUGCAUUUUAUAAGCCCUCUCCUUCGAUCGCAAUUUAUGGCAACUCCCUUGUUUAUAUCUUUGGGCCAGGCAUAUAUAAAUGCUUUCAUCUGAAUCCCGGUUAGGUAUUUCAUCAAAAAACUUUUGGUACUUCUAUAGUUAUUUGAAAUGAAUUAUUUUUAAUCAUUAUAAUUUCAUUAAGUUCUGGUAUACCCAUAGUUCAUUUUCUUAUUCAGUGACUACACUAACCUGUGAGCCAGGGAUCAACAAGUAUUUUUUGCUGAAACUUACCGAUUGUAUUUCCUUCAGCCUGUUUCUUGUCACAUUAGUGCUUGACCUCCUUCUUUAUUUCAUCCUCAUGAUGAUUUCUUGGGUGUAACUUUCUUCUUAGACUCUUUUCACUUCUAGUGUUGGGGUCAUGUCCUGAUAUUUUUUAUUCUCCUUCAUGCAUUUUCAGCAUGCCUAAUAGCUUGCAAUAAGAAUGUCUGACAGUCAUAGAACGCUUGCUUCGAUUAUUUUCCUUAUUAUCAGUAGCUUCUUUCAAAAUCUUCAUAUCAUUCUAGUCGCACACAAUUGGAUACCUUGUUCUCUGUGUCAUCCUUAUAACAAUGAUUUGAAAUUUAUGCGCCAUUUGAUUAAGGAUGAGUGCCUUUUUCCUGUCCAAAUCUUUGCCCUCUGCCACAAUCCAUUAUUCGCUUUGGUUACUAGAAUAAAACGUCGAGGGCAUAAAAUGUUUCCCUAUCUGAGACACCUAUUCUUGAAAGUAAGCCAAAGGUUCCCAUUUAUGGUGUUAAACUGGCAGAUGAGAUUCGUGCUUGUAUCCAACCUAUCCAUUCUUGGUAGCGGCAUACACUUUCUCUUCCCUCUCUUAAAAAUAAGGCCUCUCAUUUGUUGGCACUUCGUAGCAAAAAUGGAGUCAUCUUGUUUUUUGCUGAAGUUCAUCAAUUUGACAACUGGAAAUCUCUUUUGUGAAAGCUCACUCAUAUUGAUUAGAAGAUUUGAGCAUAGAAAGUCAACCCUACACCAUCAUGAUACCAGACAAAACUAACGACCCAGUUAUGUCUGGAUAACGGAAUCACCCUUGUCUUCUCAUUCCUCGGAAAUUUCAUGUUCUCUUUCUGAUUAUCAAAAAACCCAUGCAAACCUUAAUCAUUGCGUCAAUUUCCCUUUUAAAUCCACGAUUCUCCCCUGAAGCUGGGAACUUGCUUUGAGAGGAGCAUUGCCUCUAGAAGUGAUCAUUGUCUUUCCCCAUCAUCCAAUAUAAUGUACCCCCUUCAUGUGCUUUCAGUGAAGUUCUAUACCUUGCCCUUUGUUGAUAAUCCCUUUUAGUUCCAUUAAAAGUGGGUAUUUAUCUUAAAACAGUGAUCUCACAAUUAUCUCUGAUAUUUAACAAACGAUAUCGGUUGCAGUAAUGACUGUAGGUGAGUGUCCAGGCUUCCAUUCCAAACUGAGUUUUGCCUUUCAUAAAUCCCAUGCUUGCACUCGCCUUUGGAGUUUUCUGCUUCGAUUAGAUCAUAGAUUUAAUUUAAUAUCUAGAGGAAAUGACGUUUGAAUGAGCCAGUACGAGUUUCUUUUGUGAACUAUGGUGGCCAGACAAUACUUUUCUUUCGUGUUUCUGUUUUAUAUUUGCUAGAUUUAUUUUCGACCAUUCCCGGGUUUUUUGGCAUUUAAUUUUCAGUGUUGUCACGGGUGUAAUUCUUUUCUUCCUGAACAUAUUUAAUUAAUGAAACCGAUUUAAUUGAGUUGCGAACAUGACCUGACACUUCUUUUAGUAUUUUCCAUACUCUACGACCAUUUGAAAGCUGAAUGCUCUUCUGUCUUUGUGUUUCCCCUUGAUAAAGAAAUAGUUUCUGAUAGCUUCAUUACUAGCUAUUAGGAUUCUGUAAAACCAUUGUAUAUGAAUCCCAUUUUCCUCCAGAAUGGUCAGGAUUUUCCUUUCAACAAUCUGGUCUUUUUUCAAAACCUCUGUUGCAUAGUCCCCACCCCCCGGCCACACCUGAAAUAAAGUGAUGAAGGCAGUCCCAUAUAUUUAAUGGGGAUGCAGGAGUAUUUGUUAAACAUACUAUCAAUGAGGUCAGAUCUGUCAUUUCAACUGGCUUACAUCUGUAGCUUAUCUUUUAAACCCUUAUUCCCCUCAUUUCUGUUCAUCAGUAUCAUCCUAGCUGCAAACUGAAGAUGAAUUGUGCUUAGUUUAUUCCCAUUAAUUCUGAUUCCCUCGCUAAUCCUCUCUUUUGUAUGUUCUUCUUUUAUUGAAUUGAAGCUCCUUGUGAACCAGUAAAGAACGACAAUGGACUGUCCUUCUAUGAUAUUAGAUUGGUCAAUCAGUCAACUUAUCAAUGGGACAUUUGACUUUUUCAGUCAACAUUCUGGUGAUGACCUGCAAUAGACCAUUCGGUGGAUCUACGGGGCCGCAAUACUGAUGCUUAAAUGCUUUCUUAGGCACAGAUCAUCUUUUCCUUACUUUUCAUAAUCCACAGCCUGGGAAAACUAGCUUGUGGUUGAGACCGAAGAUUAUUUCUCACGAGUGAUAUCCUCAUCUACUGAUUGCAUGAAUCUGUAGGGACGGUUUCUUUAAAAGGAAACCUUUUGACAUGAGAUAAAAUGGUCGAAUAUAUAUCUAUCUCUCUCUCAGAACUUAGCUCUUAUUUCACAUCAGAACUUAGCUCUCUCUCUCUCUCUCUCUCUCUCUCUCUCUCUCUCUCUCUCUCUCUCAUCUAUAUAUCUAUCUAUCUAUCUCUCGUUCCUGACAGCAAUAUAUGAAUCAAGUUCCUUCCUCCCCCCCAAAGUUCAGAAUCCAUCUACUUAAAUUGAAAGGCAAUCCUAUUCAGUCAUGAAAAGGAGAGGAAACCAAAGAGAAGUUUCCUAUUCUCCCCGUCUUUCCUUUCUAACAGGUCUCCGGAUGACCUCGCAGUUCCAAAGGAGAAACCGAAUCUACAAGGAGGAGCAACGGCAGAUCAGAGCAGCCGCAAGGAAGGCCAAGGAAGAAGCAGGUGGUGGAGGUGAAUCAGCUCAUCAUUAG